UGGUGCUGCUCUUUAGUACUUUCGUGAUCUUUGAAACGCUGAGACGCGCGUUCGUCGUUGUCGUUGUAGUCGUGCGUCGUUCUUUCGAAGUCACCGCGCGCGCGUUUUUGCUCGUCGUCGUCGUUGGCGGCGGGAUUCGAACCUGAGCAGGCUGGCAUCGCCUACUGUGACGACACGGGGUGCGGAAGUAAGUGUCCGAGUGCGUUCGUGAGUGUGCGGGUGGCUUCCGGAAGUGUGGAACAGGAUUAGCCGGGGAAAAACGGAGUGCUUCGAGCAGCGAAGGAAUAACGAGCAAAAAUAGCGAUAAUUUAUAGCAGCUCGGGCGAUUAAGGACACCAACGGAGCCAACGUUGGUGUGCGGUGGAAUUUUUCUGUGUAUUUCCACAUCAUUUUUUGCGGCCAUCACACCGGGGUCAUUUCCGUUCCGGCAGAAUCAUAUGUGGGGGUGGUGUGACUAGAAUGAUGAUGAUGAUUAUGCUAUCCCGAGGCUGAAGGCACACACCAUCCGAGAGUGAUGAUGAUGACAAUGAUAAUGAUUAUGAUUGCUGUCUGAGCGUAUGUGUGCUCAAUAGCCCUGGGGAAAGUGACGCUGACACAGUGUCGAAUCGUUCUGGCCGGGAGUCCUCGCAACACGGAAGUGACAACCGGAAGUGACAGUGAAAAGUGUGGAGAGGCGCUAUUAGGAAUGAAAAUCGAGUUUAUGUAAUCGAUGGAGAGCAUAGCGAAGUGCUUUUCCGGCAAACGGCGAUAAUCGUGUGAAAAUGUAUCAAGUUUGAUGGAAGUUUCCCGCAGGGGAGUGAGGGCCACGUUAAUGGGCCCUGAUGAAAAGUGAUUUUAAGUGAUCCACUGAGUGACGUCGUGCAGUAAUUUUGACUAGAGUGAUAAAAAGCGGUUAUUUUCAUCUCGACCAGCGGCGGCAGCGACGGUGGUUCCUGCGGGUGUUAUCCUUUAAUUGAGCACUCAAAAUAACGACGACUCCCACAAACUCGGAGGACUGUAACCAUCAACGAGGAAACAAUGUGUCUAAUGUUGACACUUGAGGCGAGUGAGUGACGAAAAUUUAUGCACCCCCAAGAAUCCAACCCCAAAGGCUGGGUUCCUCCCCAAGUCAUAACAAUGUUGUACGGGGAUCGCUGAAAGAAACAACAUGCAAAUGAAGUUGUAAGCCGUGGAAGCGAAUCGAAUGGUAAUUCGUCUGUAGUACUGGUACUUUGCCAAGGUCGACCUCUCUGGGACUCGGAGGCGUUUGGAAACACAGUUGAUUAUCGAAAAAAAUGAGGCUAUAAAUUUGAUUUUGCAUCAUUGAUAGCUUCACUGCUAGAGUGAAACGAGAGAGGAAUGCUUUGCAAAAAUGUAGAAAGAUGUGCUUGAACUCGUGAUUGAUCUGCUUGCCUUCAACCGGAAGCGAAGCGAAGAAGUUGUGUGAGCAAAUACAUAACCUCUCGAUAGCAGCACGUGUGAUGACAUUUUGCCGCCAACGUGAAGGUCGUCAAGGACUGGCAAUGUUUGAAGUGAAGAGGAAGAAGAAAUCGAGGAAGAAGCAAGGCACGCUGCUACCAACUGACGGAAACCGUGCCCAACGGAAGACGGUGACGGAAUCCACCGGAUCUUGGAAGGGGACAAGAAGACGAACACGUGACAGCAGCAGCAGCAGCAAGAGUAGUAAUGAUAGUGAUAAAGUGCUAAACAAACCAAGUCUGGUGCAGUCACUUGUUUCCUCCGUUCGAACGGAAAUGGUAAAACGAACAGCGGUGUUGUUGGCACUGGUUGCCCUAGUGACGACAUUUCCGGCCAGUGCCGGCAGCUACACCGACACGGAAGACCUGAUCAACGAGCUAGACAGACCGAUACCCAUAACGACGGUGAGCGGAGUGCUGGGCAAACAGGCCAGCCUGCCGUGCGACAUCCGGCCACUGGAGCGGGACGACGCGGUCUACAUGGUGCUCUGGUUCAAGGAGGAGGACAACGAGCCACUGUACAACUUCGACAUCCGGGGCCGCCAGGUGGCCCAAGCACGUCUCUUCUCGUCGGAGAAGUACUUUGGCAAGCGGGCGUUCUUCCGCGCGACCUCCCAUCCGGCCCAGCUGCUGGUAGACGAUCUGCGGCUGGCCGACGAAGGCGUGUACCGGUGCCGGGUGGACUUUCGCAACUCGCCCACCAGAAAUGUUAAAAUUAACUUCACCGUUGUAGUUCCGCCGGAUCGGCCCGUUAUCUACGACUCGAGGCGCCAGGUGAAGACCAACAUCGUCGAGCCGUACAGCGAGGGCAGCGACAUCCAGCUGAUUUGCGAGGUGAAAGGAGGUCGACCCCGGCCAAACGUGACCUGGUACCUGGACAACACGGUGAUCGACGAGUCGUACGAGGUCCGCUCGGACGGCACAACGGUCAAUCAUCUGUCCUAUCCGAACAUCGGCCGGCAGCAUCUGGACGCCCGGCUCAUGUGCGUCGCCAGCAACACCAACCUGACACCUCCGAACAAUAAAGUCGUGGUGCUGGAUGUUAAUCUGAAACCGGUGGCGGUGCAUGUACUGUUCAAGGAGAGGCACGUUUCCGCCGGCAAGCGGUACGAUAUUGAGUGCAAGAGUUCCGGUUCCCGGCCGGAAGCGGUCAUUUCCUGGUGGAAAAGUGGGAAACUGCUGAAGCGUAUGAACAAAAACUUCUCUGAGACCGGAAACCAAUCGCUUAGCGUUCUCUCGUUCACGCCGGUCGUGGAAGAUGAUGGCAAGUACCUGACCUGCCGGGCCGAGAAUCCGCUGAUUCAGGACAGUGGCAUCGAGGACAAGCUGAGACUAUCGGUGCACUAUACGCCAAUUGUAACACUAAAAAUGGGAUCAUCGUUAAAUCCAGACGACAUCAAGGAGGGUGAUGAUAUAUACUUUGACUGCCACAUCCAGUCGAACCCGAAGCCGUACAAGCUGGCAUGGUAUCAUAACGGUAACGAACUACAUCACAACGUCACCGCGGGAAUCAUCUUGUCGGAUCAUUCGUUGGCACUACAGGGCGUUUCGCGGAACAUGGCCGGCGAGUACACCUGCAUAGCGACCAACACCGAAGGUCGCGGUGCCAGCAAGGGGGAGCCUCUGCGCGUUCACUAUGCACCCGUUUGUGGCACGGACCGUGAGGAACUGCUCGGCGCACUCAAGCACGAAACGCUGCAGCUCAAGUGCGAGGUGGAUGCAUCCCCGCCGGCGGAAUCCUUCCACUGGACGUUCAAUUCAUCUGGCGAACAAACAGAGCUACCGGCCAAACUCCACUCGAGCGAGACCGGAUUAUCUCGGCUUAAUUACACUCCCACGUCGGACCUGGACUACGGCACGAUCUCCUGCUGGGGCCGUAACGCCAUCGGAGUGCAAAAAACGCCCUGUGUGUUUCAGGUUGUGGCCGCAGGACGACCGUUUGCGCUGCAAAACUGCACAAUAUCCAACCAAUCUUCUGAUUCGCUGCACAUUGAAUGCAUCGAAGGAUUCGACGGUGGCCUGCCGCAGAUGUUCCUGCUGGAGUUGGUCGAGGUGCCCGCCCUGAGACUGGUUAGAAAUUUAAGUCUUCAACAUCCACCGGUGCAAUUUUUCCUGGAUAAUCUAGAGCCCGGAACGUCGUACCGCAUCAUCCUGUUUGCAGCGAAUGCAAAAGGUCGUUCGGAGCCGGUGAUAGUGGACGACAUCACCUUCAAGGGUGUGGCCAAGUACACUGGUGUUUCCAACGUUAUGAAUGUUCCUUUAUCGCCAGUAUUAGCCGCAUUAACACUUACGGUGGCGAUUCUGUUUGCCGUAGUCUGCAUCGUGUUGGCCACCAUCUAUCGACGCCACGCUAGCAAGAACUCGUCCAAGAAGCUAAAGUCUGCCAAAAGCGCACAUCUCACUUCGACCCCGAUAGACUGCCAAAUUGACUCAUCUGCACACCACCACCAUCAUCACCAUCACCACCAGACGCACGAUCCGAACGGCAUCCAGACGCCCCUGGUGGACGGCAGCUGUGGAACGCUGGGCCGGCGGAGUCCACAAAUGGCCGGCGAGCCACCGGACGGAGAUGAAACCGAUCCGGAUGUGAUACCCAAUCAAUACGAGCGGAGGCCACCCAAGACGACGCUUCCGACUCCGCUGUUCCGGAGUCCCUCGGCACGACUCAUUCACCGGAACGGCGGCGAGCACCUGCUCCACGAGGACGAGCGCCACUGUGAUGGAUCCAGUCUGGCGUCACUGACCGGAUCGAACAGCGAAGUGCACCAUUAUUCCUUCAAGCCUAGCAAACAAAUUAGUUACGCGACGCUCGGACGUACGAACAACAGCAGCGGCAGUGUUCAGUCGACGCUCAGUCCGCUGAGCCACCAGGCGAUGGCAGUGGUUCCCUCGUCGUCGACGUCCGCGACGGCCAUGAGCACGACGCUUCCCCUGCCGUCGAUGGUGGGUGGCGUUGGCGUUGGCGUGAGCAGUUUGCUGGGCAGCCCCGCGUCACAGUCCCAACUGGGCGUCACUUCCACGCUGAACGAGUACCGGUUCAGGCCGGAAGUAGUUACGACGUCAAACCGAAUACAGGAAAGUUGUAUAUAAUAUUUUAUAAGGUGCAUCAACGUACUCCACACUUCGAUGUAGAAUGGAUUUUUUGAGUGUGGGUGUGUGAAUGAGUCCUCCCAGAAAUAUUGCUGAUUACUGUAGUGUACUCGCGUCACAUCUACGUUUUCCAUAAUGAGCAGCAUAGAUUAUUUUUCCAAUUUGCAAAAGUCAAAAUAGUCAAAUGUUCGAAUGGGUGCUGAAAGAAUGAAAAACAGAUUCAAUAUUACUCGGAAAUUUUAUGUUAAGUAGAUCAAAAGUGGAAAUGGAACUUACGAAUGAAUGUAUAUAAAGGACAACAUUAGAUGCGAAAUUCAUGUGUUGGAGAAAAAGGUGAAACGUAUGAAGUUUUAUCGACAAAUUUUAAUAGAGAAAUUUUCCCGCAGUGUGGUGACCGAUCUUUGUAAACUAUUAGCAACUAGUACAGUAUUAGAGAAAAAGAUUGAUUUUAACGUUCUAAAGGUAAAUCUGUUUGUUUAUCGAGAGUAACCAACACUAAACUAAUAUCAGAUUCAAAGCGACACAGCACAUUACUUAAGUAAAAUCGUAAGAGAAAUUGCGUUACUGACUGGACAAUAACCGCACACAUUUUGGGAAGCAUAAAGAGAAAGCAAACAAUCUACGAUCAUCAGAACAAGCAAGAAAAUUGCAGAAUAUCGAACAUACGACUGAAUCAUGUUGUUUUUAUUUCUUCGGUGAUGGGAAAACAGUCAACACAUAAAGUAAAUGAUGAAACCACCAAAAAUUAGCGUAAGAGGUGCGAUUGAGAACGAAUUCUUCAGUAGGUGAGAAACAAACAAAAAAAACGUGUGUGCAAAAGUUAAAAAAAAGCAAUUCUGACAGAUGAAAAAGUGUUGGUUUAUAACAGCAAUGACAGCUCCAAGCGAUGUAAAGUGAAGAUCAACGAUAGAUUAAUUUUGUACAAAGAAACAUACACACUCAUCAAAACGAAAAACAUGCUAACAGAUGCGCAUUAAAGAUUAUAAUAAAAUGGUGUGUACAAUAUAGGCAAAAGGCAAGGAAAAAAAAGAAACGAAUGUUGGAUGAAAUAAAUAAAUGAAGAUUUUAUGAAAAUCAAU
This is a messenger RNA of Culex quinquefasciatus (southern house mosquito), 5626 nucleotides long. Its product is annotated as titin. The transcript is spliced from 17 exons. The coding region runs from base 1461 to 4547 and encodes 1028 amino acids. The record is from RefSeq and is a predicted model, not a curated record. Gene Ontology annotation, molecular function: protein binding. NCBI's taxonomy places the organism in Eukaryota, Metazoa, Arthropoda, Insecta, Diptera, Culicidae.